Messenger RNA from Maudiozyma barnettii, 2901 nucleotides. RefSeq names its product Vps41p (gene VPS41). Lineage: Eukaryota; Fungi; Ascomycota; Saccharomycetes; Saccharomycetales; Saccharomycetaceae. The record is from RefSeq and is a predicted model, not a curated record. The transcript has a single exon. Gene Ontology annotation, biological process: endosomal vesicle fusion; cellular response to starvation; macroautophagy. The coding region runs from base 1 to 2901 and encodes 966 amino acids. Gene Ontology annotation, cellular component: HOPS complex; late endosome. Gene Ontology annotation, molecular function: protein binding.
AUGAACCAAGAACAUACAACAAAUGAGACUAUUUCACAUAAUAAAAAUGACACAUAUACUUCAAGUGACAUUGAUAUAGUUACAAGUGAUAAAGUACUUCAACAUACUUCAGAUAAAGUAGAUAAGGCGGAAGAAACGAUUGAGACAAAUAACUCUCAACUGACGAAUUCCAAUUCAGAAUCGAAGGCGAUCAAAUCAGAUUCAAACUUAUUAUUAUCGAAAGAUAGCAACGUCAACCAGGGCUUACAAGAAAUUGAGGACCACACCACAAAUGAUGAUACAGGCAACUCUGAUGGAGACAGCGAUGUUUCCGAGACAGAUAUUGGAGAAGAUGAAGAUGAAGAUGAAGAUGAAGAUGAAGAUGAAGAACCUCCCUUAUUGAUAUACUCUCGCAUCAAGCAAUUACCAAUUAAAUUAUUCGAAAGGGAUGCUAUUUCUGCCUGCAACUUCCAUGAUUCAAUAUUUAUAUUUGGUACUCACUCGGGGAUGUUGUAUUUUACUACUCCCCAUUUUGAAAUGAUAGACACUUUGAAAUGUCACAGAUCAUCUAUUCUUUCUAUUUACACAGAUGGAGUGAGCUUUGCGACUGCUUCCAUCGAUGGUACUAUUGUAACUGGUUUAGUCAAUGAUAUAAAAUCAGAAAAUCUAAUUGCAUAUGAUUUCAAACGACCAAUUAACUCUGUCGUAUUAGAUACAGAUUAUGUAGCCAAUAAGACGUUCAUAUCUGGAGGAAUGGCAGGUGAACUUAUUCUCUCUCAAAGAAAUUGGUUAGGUAAUAAAACUGAUAUAACAAUUUCUAAAGGCGAUGGUCCAAUUUUAUCAAUUAACAGAACUGAAGACAUUAUUUUUUGGUUCACUUCUAGUGGGAUUCAUUUCUUUGAUAAGAUUACCAAGACAUCACUAUUACAUGUAGAAUUACCAGAACUGGACAAGAAUAACAAUCCUUUUGAAAUAUUUAAACCACAUAUUCAUAUCCCCGAAAGAGAUAGGAUCAUUAUUGGCUGGAUGGACAAUAUUUGGAUCUUUAAAAUUUCAGUAGCCACAAAAAAUACUCAGGAUGGGUUUAUCCAUGGAAAUGUUGGAUCAAUUAUAUCAAGCGCAGCCUCGAGUUUUAAAGGAAUACCUGACAAGGAUGUAGAUAUAGAGUACCAUUUUGUGAUUCCGUUACUAAUAGCUGGUAUUGCAUCCUUUAAAGACGAUCAGUUACUCUGUUUAGGUUACGAAAAACAAUUUGACGAUAAAAAUGAAUUGCAAUUGAAACAUUUGCCACCUCAACUACAGAUUUUUAAUUUAAUCGAUGGGAGUGAAAUAUAUAAUGACGAAAUUGUUUGUAAGGAUUACGAAAAACUAUCACUUGGUGACUACCAUCUGGGGAAACAUAUACACGAAAAUGGAGACAGUCCAUCAGAAUAUUACUUAAUAUGUACUUCUGACGCAAUUAAAAUUCAACAAUUAACAUUAAUGGAUCAUUAUAAUUGGUUCAUUGCGAAUGGAAAAUUUUAUAAUGCAUGGAAUAUUGCACAGUAUGUUGUUGAUGAUAUUGAACGAGCAAAAGUUGGUAUACGUUAUAUUGAACAGUUACUCAAGGAAAAAGAGUUCGAUGAGGUGGGUCCUGCGAUGACUAGAAUAUUUAAGGGUUUGGGAGAUGAUAAAGGUAACGAGCAUUAUAAAGUUAUUGAUGAAUUAUUCAAUAAGGAAUGGUACAAAGUAAUUAAUAUGUAUAUGGAAGAUGAUAAACUUUUGCAGAUUGCAGAUUUUAUCCCUCUUACAUUAAACCGUUCAAAUUCCAUAUAUGAUUUUAUUUUGAAUUAUACUCUAGAUAAGUAUGAAACUUCAAUGUUCAGCAAAUUUAUACAACAUUGGCCAAUAGAUUUAUUUGAUUCUAAAACUAUAGAGGAAAGAUUAAAAAUAUUACAGACAGAAAGUGGGGACUUCGAGAUAUUCUAUGUUAACCAACUCAUAUACCUUUAUUUAAAGACUGAAAAAUACUCCCAAGCUAUUCCCUACAUGAUAAACAUUAAAGAUCCUAAAACUUUACGUAUCCUUCAGAAUGAACCUCAACUUUUGCCACAGGUUAUGGAUAGGUUGAUGGAAAUAAUAUUGAUACCGGCCUUCAAUAAUUCCAAAUUAAGAAAUUCUGUCGUAAACAAUUUGUCAAUCCUAGAGUUAGAGCAAACUUUUUGGGAACCAAUUUUAUUGAUAAUUCAAAAUAGAAAGAUUAUAUCAUUGAAAACUGUAAUUGAACAGUUCAAGGAUUAUUCCAGAGCGCACGAAAAUGUUGAUAAAUUAUUGUUGUGUAUCUUGCUUAGAAUUAACUCUACUGAACCUGACCUACUGAAAGUCUAUGAAAACGAAAUGAUAGACCUAUUUUCUAGAUUUGAUAAGAAACCCCUGCUAGAUUUUUUGAAGAAUAAAACACACUACAAUAUUGAUAAGGCAAUUGAACUUUGUUCAACCCAAGAUGGGUUAUACUCUGAGUUAAUCUACCUCUGGGGGAAAAUUGGUGAAACUAAAAAAGCUUUGUCUAUUAUUGUUAAUAAAUUAAAUGACCCUUUGUUAGCAAUAGAAUAUAUCAGGAGUUGGGGAGAUAUAGAAUUGUGGGAUUUCUUAAUAGAAUAUACCAUGGACAAACCAAAUUUCGUUGAAAAACUUCUUAACUCUUAUAGUUAUAUUGGGAAUAAAUAUAUUAAUGUUGUAGAAGGUAUAAAUGAUGAACAACCUAUUGAGAAAAUUGCACCUCCCAUAAUUGACACAUUGUUGGAAGUUAAAAGGAGCUACCAAGUUAAUGAAAACGUGUUAAAGAUUGUGGACGAUGAUACUUCCAAAUAUGCAAUCAACCUCCUCAAAUUACGGACACAUGGGAGAUUGUGUGACCCUAACUCAGAAUCAACAAUUGCAUAA